Molecule: messenger RNA, 1569 nt
Organism: Aspergillus wentii DTO 134E9
Lineage: Eukaryota; Fungi; Ascomycota; Eurotiomycetes; Eurotiales; Aspergillaceae
Product: putative U-box domain protein
Exons: 3
Coding region: 439-1293 (284 amino acids)
Biological process (GO): cellular response to misfolded protein; proteasome-mediated ubiquitin-dependent protein catabolic process; protein quality control for misfolded or incompletely synthesized proteins
Cellular component (GO): cytoplasm
Molecular function (GO): ubiquitin protein ligase activity; protein-folding chaperone binding
Source: RefSeq, a predicted model, not a curated record
AUCGUGCCAGACAAUCAGAAGGCUGCUUCAUGAUGCUUUCUGAAUCUCAUCAUCAAGUCCUCCGGCUUGAGAACCAUUCCAGGUUUUCGGAACUUGAGUCUUGCUGUUUCUGUUUGAUUGAAGCUGAUUAGAACUGAUACAACUGAUUGCUCCGCAGUCACAGUUAGUCGGCUUGGUGGGAUUAAGUACACACUGCCAGCCUUGUAUCGUGGAUUAAUUCUAUCCAGACUUAUCAUCUGUAUCAUCCUCGCAAUUGAUAGUUGACACUCUUUUGAUCCUUUUCCCCUCGGUCUGACCGUCAGGAACGCUGCCGGUGGAUCUUCAAACACACUUGCCCCACCGCUGACUGAUUGUCCCCCGACUGUAUUCCUAAUCAACUCACAAAAAAGUGCGACCAAGUCUUCCCAGUCUCCAGGUUCAUCCGCCCCAUUCCGAAAGAUGUCCUUCGAAUUGAAAGAUAAAGGCAAUCGCCUCUUCAAGGAUGGCGAUUACAAUGGCGCUGAGGAUCUAUACUCCCAAGCCAUCCAGAAGAACCCCAGCGAACCUACCUUUUUCACGAACCGCGCCCUGACCCGGAUAAAACUGGCGAAAUGGGCCGGUGUGGAACACGAUGCGCGCGCCGCGAUCGACCUCUACGGCCCCAAGAACCCCACCAGCAUCAAGAGCUCCUACUACCUAGCGCAGGCGUUGCUGGGUCUCCAGAAGCCGCAGGAGGCGUACGAUGUAGCCAUUGACGCAUACCAGGCGAGUCUGGCGAGCAAGAACGUCCAGACCGAGAAUCUGUCCAAGACCGUCCUCCGCGCGAAACAGCAGAUCUGGGCUGCCAAGGAGACGUCCCGACUGCGGGAGAUGAACGAGACACUGGGCAGUGUGGAGCAAUUGAUCGAGAAUGACCUCCACCAGGCUCUGGCUGAGUUACAGGCCAAGUUGGAGAAAGAGGAGAUCGGACAGACUGGGUUUGCUGAAGACGAGAAGGCGCUUCGCGGGGAUGCGGAGAAGAACGUGCAUAAUGUUCGUGAGGCAUUCCGCAUUGCGUCGAAUGGUGAUAUCCAAGAAAGAGUUGUCCCAGAUUAUCUCGUCGACGGCAUCACGUUCGAAAUCAUGCACGAUCCCGUCAUCACCCCCUCGGGCAGCAGUUUCGAUCGCAUAGGAAUUACCAAGUACGUCGAGCAAUCCGGCGUUGACCCCAUCACCCGGGUAUCUAUGUCCAUCAACGAUUUGCGCUCAAACUAUGCCCUCAAGGCUGCCUGUGAAGAAUUCCUCAAUAAGAAUGGAUGGGCUGUGGACUGGUGAUUGCCAGCUUGAUUUUCUUCUUCUUCUUUUUAUCUUGUUUUUCUUCCAUUCUUGUUUAUUCCUUUUUUGUCUCCGACAGUGAUUGUAAUUCUUGGUUUGUCAAAAGCGAGGAAUACCCGUCACUGAUUCUUGCCUUUUGCAUAAUAUCGGCGUCUUGGGUUGUGUGAUAGAAUUUGAUGUCUUUGAUUCUUGUAGAUAUUGUCUAAUAACCUUUUUGUCUUUCAUGUCGACAUUUUGAUCGAGUCAUGGUUACGUUGAAUGAACAAUGACAUACAU